Branchiostoma floridae (Florida lancelet) is the source of this 2091-nucleotide messenger RNA. RefSeq names its product solute carrier family 49 member 4 homolog. The record is from RefSeq and is a predicted model, not a curated record. The transcript has 9 exons. NCBI's taxonomy places the organism in Eukaryota, Metazoa, Chordata, Leptocardii, Amphioxiformes, Branchiostomatidae. Gene Ontology annotation, biological process: transmembrane transport. Gene Ontology annotation, molecular function: transmembrane transporter activity. Bases 607 to 2091 code for a protein of 494 amino acids. Gene Ontology annotation, cellular component: intracellular membrane-bounded organelle; membrane.
GAAUUGUGUGUUCAUGUUUAUACUUUAAGUCAUAGAAGGGCCCAGGUCACGGUGACAUUUCAGUUCUCCCCAUUUGUACAUGUAUCAUUCGGUUGAAAAGCACUUGUGAACAUUCCCUGAAACUCGAAACGCCCGGACGUCUGUCACUUUGUGUAUAUAUCGUUGGGGCAACAUAUACAUUCAGUCAUUCCAGUUGUAUCUUUAUCCUAUCGACUUGCGCUUUCGUUAAGAUUCAUUUGAACGGCUCUAUCCUCUGUGUCAUCUGAUCUCUUCUUAGCAAACAUCUUGAAGUUCUCUCGAGGUUUCUUCCCUUCGACUCCGCCUGGUAUGUCCUUAAUUAUCUGGCAUGACCAGUUCAGCAGGUCAGUGCCACUUUUGGGCGGAUGCCAGCUCUUCUUUCCUCCCCAAUGCAACAGGCUGUGAAGUUCAACUUCAUCGGACGUUGAACGGUUCCACAGACGGAUAGCGGACAUGGUGGCCUACGAUAAGGUACACGUGACCUUGCACACCAUUGGGGAACACGGAGAUACGAUUGAACGUUUAUUUGAGUCCAUGCACUGCCGGUUUGACAACUUCCUACCUCAGUAAGACCCAGUAACGUUCAAGAUGGCGGACGUUAAGGGCGAUCAACAGUACGAAGAAAUCCGACCACUUUUGGAAGAAAACAGUGCAGAGACGUACGCCUCGAUCAAUGACAACGUCCCUACGUCUGACGACGGGUCCAAAUGCCGUGCUUACAAGCGACGCUGGUAUAUUGUAGGGAUAUUUUCUUUGUUUGCGUCGACGCAGUGUGCCAUUGGCAACACCUGGGGGCCUAUCGCGGACUCGGCUGGGGUGGUGCUGGGCUGGACGGACAGUAACAUUGCUCUCGUUAACAACUGUGGCUGUUUCUCCUACAUUCUGCUGGCCGUCCCGUUCUCAUGGCUACUAGAUGUCAAAGGUCUCCGUACGUCGGUGCUACUGGCGGCAUUUUUCAUGACUUUGGGGACGGGGAUGAGGUGUUUCACACUGGAGGAACCCGUUGCUACAUGGUUGAUAUAUCUGGGCCAGUUUUUUAACGGCUGUGGAGCCCCGGUCAUGAUGGCGGCUCCGCCUCUCAUAUCGGCGACCUGGUUCCCUCCAGAACAGAGGACCACGGCCACGGCCAUUGCUGGUCUCCUUGGUAACGUGGGCUGUGCUCUCAGCUACGUGAUUGGUCCGUUGGCUGUGUACCAGCCGGAAGAAGUGACCAAUCACACGAGGAAUCACAGCAACGCACUAAUACGUUUUUCCAGAGUUUGGUUUGACGGCUGUACUGUUUCUCGCCAUUGUUAUGUACUAACAGAGUUUGGUUUGACGGCCAUGCUGUUCCUCGCCAUUGUCGUGUACUACCCCGCCUGUCCCCCAUCUCCGCCCAGUCUGUCUGCCUCCAUAAGCAGACUCAACUUCGUGUCAGGAGUAAAAGGGUUGGUAACGAACGGUACAUUUUGGCUGGUGUGCCUGUCUUACGGGAUGGUGCAGGGUACGUUCGGGGGGUGGGGCAACAUUCUGGACGUCAACGUGUCUCCGUAUAACGUCACUCAGGUCCAAGCCGGCUGGGUGGGGUUUUAUGGAAAUUUGAUCGGCUGUGCUUCUUCAUUCGUCUUGGCAAGACUGGGAGACUAUUUUGCCGGCCACUUUAAGCUGAUGCUGGUGCUGCUGGCCCUGCUGCAGGCCGGCACCAUGCUGUGGUUCACCUUCAUGGUCAACGUUAGCCUCAUUCCCUUCAACAUGGCCUCGCUGUACACAACCUUCUCCCUGACCCAAGUGUGCCUGAGCGGCUCGGCACCGAUAUUUUACGAGAUGUCCGCUGAGCUCACCUAUCCUGUAGCGGAGGGCAUCACUACCAUGGUGCUGACUCUGGUGUACUACAUCUUCUGUCUACUGGUGCUUUUCCUUCCGAUGAUACCAUUUCUUGGAGUGACGUGGGUGAACUGGACCACCCUCGGUGCGACCUUUGUAGUGAUCCCCAUGUUGUGCUGCUUCAGGGAGAGAUACGGACGUCUGUCCAUCGAUAUGGCGGCCAUUAAGGGGAAGGACAUUAUUACAGACUCUGUUAACCAAAUUGAAUGA